Messenger RNA from Lagopus muta (rock ptarmigan), 2891 nucleotides. It is a transcript of the gene CHRNB3, whose product is annotated as cholinergic receptor nicotinic beta 3 subunit. Gene Ontology annotation, biological process: chemical synaptic transmission; regulation of membrane potential; signal transduction. The record is from RefSeq and is a predicted model, not a curated record. Gene Ontology annotation, cellular component: postsynaptic membrane; synapse; neuron projection. Gene Ontology annotation, molecular function: acetylcholine-gated monoatomic cation-selective channel activity; transmembrane signaling receptor activity. The coding region runs from base 86 to 1459 and encodes 457 amino acids. Lineage: Eukaryota; Metazoa; Chordata; Aves; Galliformes; Phasianidae. The transcript is spliced from 6 exons.
AACCAGAUUGUUUUAGCCCCCUUCUAGGAUGAGAUCAACUUGCCUAUGAAAAGAAAGGACUAUAUUUAAAGGAAAAGCUACAGCCAUGCCCAUGCUGUGUCUAUUGCUCUGUGUGCUGUGUUGGAGCCAUUCAGAUGUGGCUGCCCUUGGUUCAGUUGUGGAGAAUGAGGAUGCACUCUUGAGACACUUAUUUCAAGGCUAUCAGAAAUGGGUCCGUCCUGUGGAAAACUCCAAUGACACCAUCAAAGUCCUCUUUGGGUUAAAGAUAUCACAGCUUGUGGAUGUGGAUGAGAAGAACCAGCUGAUGACGACCAACGUGUGGCUGAAACAGGAAUGGAUGGACCACAAGCUCUCCUGGAGUCCAGAGGAAUAUGGUGGGAUCACUGCUAUCCGUGUCCCUUCUGAGUCCUUGUGGCUUCCUGACAUUGUUCUGUUUGAAAAUGCUGAUGGACGUUUUGAAGGGUCCCUGAUGACCAAAGCCAUAGUGAAAUACAAUGGAGUGGUGACCUGGACACCACCAGCCAGCUACAAAAGCUCCUGCACGAUGGACGUAACCUUCUUCCCCUUCGACAGGCAGAACUGUUCCAUGAAAUUUGGAUCAUGGACAUACGAUGGCAGUAUGGUGGACUUGAUUCUAGUGGAUGAAAAUGUAGACAGGAAAGACUUCUUUGAUAAUGGGGAGUGGGAGAUCUUAAAUGCCAAAGGUAUGAAAGGCAACAGGAAGGAUGGGCUGUACUCUUACCCAUUUGUCACUUACUCCUUUGUGUUGAGACGCCUUCCACUGUUCUACACUCUUUUCUUAAUAAUUCCCUGCCUAGGAUUGUCUUUUCUAACUGUCCUAGUGUUUUACCUGCCCUCAGAUGAAGGAGAAAAGCUCUCAUUGUCCACUUCAGUUCUAGUCUCCCUCACUGUUUUCCUUUUAGUGAUUGAGGAAAUAAUCCCUUCUUCUUCCAAAGUCAUCCCUCUGAUUGGUGAGUAUCUACUGUUCAUCAUGAUUUUUGUGACCCUUUCUAUCAUUGUGACUGUCUUUGUUAUCAACGUCCACCACCGCUCCUCAGCAACCUACCAUCCCAUGGCUCCCUGGGUUAAAAGACUCUUCCUCCAGAAGCUGCCUCGGCUGCUCUGCAUGAAGGGACAUGUAGACCGUUAUUCUUUCUCAGACACUGAGGAAAAGGAAACCACCUUGAAAUCAAAACUCCCAGGAAAGCAGAAACACAAGCAAGCAAAAGAUGGAGAGAAGAUCGUGAUUGCCUUUUUGGAAAAGGCAGCUGAUUCCAUUCGGUACAUUUCCAGGCAUGUCAAAAAGGAGCACUUCAUCAGGCAGGUUGUCCAAGACUGGAAAUUUGUAGCUCAAGUCCUGGAUCGGAUCUUCCUGUGGUUAUUCCUGGUGGUGUCAGUGGUGGGUUCAGUUCUCAUCUUCACCCCUGCGUUACAGAUGUGGCUGAAUAGCACCUUGUAGAAAACGCUCCCACACUGACAUACAGCAAGCCCAAUGAUGUGGGAUAGUGGUGCCUUUGAGACUGGUUUCUGUUCUUCAGGAUGGGAAGCAGUGCAAGAGCAAGAGAAGGUGAUGUUAGCAACAGGCAUUGGUUACUACUUCCUGCAUGUGGCUGUGACUGUUACAACCUUGGUGGAGACUGGAGAAGGGCUCGGUGAACAGCAGAAUCCAAAAUUGAAUUGGGGAUGCAUAAAUGAGUUAUAAGUAUUUUACUAGUAGUUCGGUUAUAAUAGAAUAUUAUUAUAUUGUUAUUUAUAUUAUAUUGCCGGGAUUAUUAGUUAUACUUGGGGAUAGUAGUUCUGGCACAACCAUUAUGUGUAAUGAGCAGACGUGUCAGUUAAAAUACUACUUAAUUAAAGAAAUUAGAGUAUAGUAGCAACAUUGUGCUCAGUUCUCAGUGCACAGUAGCAAGUCAGUAUUCAGUUUAUCUACAUUACCAAGUGAAAACCACAAAGUCUUUACAGAUAGCUUUUACAUGUAUCAGAACUGGCAGUUAUAUAGCAUGUACAUUAGAAAAAAAGCGUGAACAACUUUUAGAUGGGAUACCCAAAACCUCUACUCUGUGGCCAUACCUUCAGGACCAGCUCAAGCACGGCAGAACUUAGAACUUAGCCCACCCACUACCAACCUCUACAGCAUGCACAUUUUGUCUCUCCUCUUGGCCAUCAGGAAGUUGCAUUAUUAUAAUUCUGUAUAGUAUUCAUUUUUGCCUCAUGCUGUGGAAGAUAAUUAAAGGCUGAACAAGUGAGGGCUUUUCCCAUGCUCCUCCACGUUUGGAAACUAUGAUUCCCGCACCUGCAUGUUCACAGGUCUGGAAGAUCACCUGGAGGACAUCUGCUGAAGGCCCACAACCAUGCUGCUCCAAGUGGCAACAAAGAUCUUCCAAAGUAAUUCAGUUGGAGGAGAUGCAAGAUCAUCUGUGGCAAAUGAAGCUUGUCACUGGUGCAGAAGUGUUUUUCUCCUAAGAGCUGUGGGGUGUGUUGGCUGCCAGAAGGGUACAUCUUUGGUGUUGGCUUGUCCAUGUUUCUCAGUCAGUUCAGAAUUUCGUUGCUUUGACGCAUUUAAAUGGAAUCCUUCUGCAUUAUUAGAAGAGAAAAUGCACAGGUGAAGGUCUCCUCUACAUUCCCUGGGACAAUGCUUUGCCAUCAUUACAUCCUUUUGAAAACUUCUCUCAGAAUUUGUAGGCAUUUUUGAGGCUAACAAGUGGUUGGAAAUCCAAUUUCUGACAACAUAACUGUAAACCUGUUGCUAAAGCUUUAGUUAACCUUGAAACUUUCUAAGGGUGGAGGUCAGAAGGUGUUUAAAAUAUCCAAAGGUAUUGAUGUGUUGUAUGACAUGUGCACGCCAGGCUCUGUAAGUUCAGAUCAUCCCAUCUUGUUUCAUCACUGAAGUU